Aspergillus uvarum CBS 121591 is the source of this 1420-nucleotide messenger RNA. RefSeq names its product putative transcription initiation factor TFIID, 31kD subunit. NCBI's taxonomy places the organism in Eukaryota, Fungi, Ascomycota, Eurotiomycetes, Eurotiales, Aspergillaceae. Gene Ontology annotation, biological process: DNA-templated transcription initiation; RNA polymerase II preinitiation complex assembly. Gene Ontology annotation, cellular component: transcription factor TFIID complex; SAGA complex. The transcript has a single exon. The coding region runs from base 275 to 1255 and encodes 326 amino acids. Gene Ontology annotation, molecular function: transcription coactivator activity; protein heterodimerization activity; RNA polymerase II general transcription initiation factor activity. The record is from RefSeq and is a predicted model, not a curated record.
GCAGACUGCGAACUGACAUCCAUCCACCUACCUCAGCCUUGACGAUAGACGACAGAGUUCCAUUUCUGGUGGGCUGUUGAUCGAUCGCGGAACGAUAAUGCUUAAGGUUGUCAAUUGACAGCCGCUUCACUCUUUCCUCAUCGCUCCCUUACCCGUCGCAAGGCGGUAGGCGACACUACGUACAGUCCUCCGUACCUACAACAGCGCGCCUUCCACAGCAAAGCACUCCGCACGACAUCAGUGCAUCUCCUCCAUUCCACUUUCCCCCUCAGAUAUGGCCUCACCCUCGCACCCAUCCAAUCCCGGCGCAGCGACAACCAACCACCCUAUCACCCCUCCCGCCGACCACCACCAAUCGACCCCGAACGCGGCCUCCAACAUGAACACCACGAACAACACGACGACGACGUCGACGAACAACCCCACCAGCAGCACUAGCACCAGCACCGCCAACCCCAACACAACAGCCCCCACAACAGCACCCGCCGCCUCCACGACCCCGGCACCCCCCAACCAACCGACGCAGAUCCCCUCGACCUCCCUCAAAGACAGCGGCAAGUCGCGGCGCCCGCGCGAUGUGCGCCUCAUCCACAUGCUGCUCGCCAGCCUGGGCGUGACGGCGUACCAGGAGCGCGUGCCGCUGCAGCUCCUCGACUUCGCGUACCGGUACACGUCGAGCGUGCUGCAGGACGCGGUGCACCUGGCGACGGAGGGGUACGCGGGCGCGACGACGGACACGGGCGCGGCGGCGCGCGGUCCGCCCGAGGUCAACAGCGUCAGCCUGCCGGCACUGCGGCUGAGCAUCGCCUCCCGCCUGCACUACCAGUUCCAGUCCGGCCUGCCCAAGGAGUUCCUCAUGGAUGUCGCGGCGGAGCGCAACCGUGUGGCGCUGCCGGGCGCCAGCCGCGGGUUCGAUCAGCAGGGCAACUCCAAGGUGGUCGCCGGCAGCCAGGGCAGUGUGCUGAUGGGCGGGCUGCGGCUGCCGCCGGAGCGGUUCUGCUUGACGGGCAACGGUUGGAAUCUGCGCGAGGAGUGGGAGAGUGAAGGCGAGGAGGAGGUGGAGGUAGAGCAGCCGGGGGAUUUCGGGGGCGAUGGCACGUCCGGCGGUGCGCGGGAGAAUGGGGGGCCCGGGGUGAAGAAGGAGGAGGAGGAUGGUGAGGAUGAGGAUGAGGAUGGCAAGAUGGAGGAUGUGUUUGGGGAGGACACGGCCAUGGGGGAGGCCGAUGAUGGGGAUAAGGAUAUGACGGAUGUUUAGUUAGGGGGUUGGAUGGUGUUUUGGCGCUCGGCGUGAAAAUAGGGUUAUCGACUUUCGAGGAGGAGAGAGGUCAGGUUCUAUACCAUAUCUAUAAUCAUCACGACUUCAGCUUCGGCUUCCUGCCACCACUUUUAUAUCCUUGAGCUCUCAGCCACUCUCUGGUCG